AGGCGGUGAGGGUGUGUACGAUAACUAACAGAGCAUUUUUUAUUUUUAUUUUCUGAAGUGAAGUUUGAGAGUCGGGACUUAGAAUGAAGAUCCUCCUCAUCUUCACCUUCUGCCUGAUUAUAGCUGGUUCUGAUGCUGUAACUACAGUAACUGGAUACAGAGGAAGAUCAGUUCAGAUUAAAUGCCCCUACGGAUCUGGAUAUGAAGAAUACAACAAGUUACUCUGCAGAGGUACAUGUCCGUAUGGGGGCAAUAAAGACAUUCCUGUUCGUUCUGGAUCUCCUGCUGAAGACACCAGAUUCUCUCUGUAUGACGACACAACAGCCAAAGUCUUCACUGUCACCAUCACUGACCUGAGAACAGAGGAUGGAAACACUUACUGGUGUGGAAUAGAGCGGACACUGAGUGAUAUUUACACAGAGCUUCUACUGCUGGUUAAAACGGAAGAUCCUGCCAUCACUACUGUCUCACACUCCACACACACCACACACUCCGCUUCAACACAGUCCAUGAGUCCAUCAGUGCCUGCUGAGAUCACACAUUCAACAAUAGCUAAUCCACUAAAGGAUGCUAACCAUCCAACCAUCGCUCCCUCACCUCAGGAAUUUCCGACUUCCACUGCCAUCAUUGCAGUGUCUGUGGUUCUAGUUCUGCUUCUCGUUGCCUUUUUAUUCGCCGUCACCCUACAGAGGAAAAAGAAGACACAAGUCUCAGCCUCAUCUUCAGCCCAGGCUCCACAAAGCUCCUCAAACCUCCAUGUGGUCCCAUGUCCUGUCUAUGAUUAUGAGGAGAUUAAAGACAGCAGAUGUCUUUCUAACACACUUUACUCCACUGCUCAGCUACUCUCAACCCCCUCCGAGUUAUAUUCCAACACAGGAUUACCCUCAGUUCCCUCUGAUUCUUCACAAAAUCUUUAUGCGACAGUACAACACCCAUCAGAUUCUCCUGAUCAGGACGUCUACUCCACAGCUCAGUUACCCACAAUUCUCUCUGAUUCCUCAGUCAGUGCUGCUCCACCGUCAGUUAUGAAAUCUGGUGAAAGUCCAACAUACGCAGCAGUGAGUUUUAACACCAGAUCUAAUGCUGCAGCUCCACCAGUGAUCUACAAGAGCGAGAGCAACUCAUGUGACUACGCUACUGUUAAUAUUAACGGAUGUGGCUAGUUAGCAUUCAUCAGAACGCUAAUCAUUCCGAGUUAUUUGUCAUUUGUAGCGCGCAUUAUAUUACUUUAUACCACAGUGCUGUUUAGUUCUCAAAUCGGAUUGGUCAGAAAGUGCUGAUUCAUUUUCUAUAAGUACGCUGUUUUAUAUUUUAAUGUAUGUUUUUAACAUUUUAAAUUGUUGGUAAAUUGCUAUGGUAUGAGAAGAAUAUAACACAUGGGGCAUGCGGUUAUGUAAAAAUAAUCAACUUUGGGGGUGUAACAGUAACUCCACUUCAUCACACCACCCUGUCACUUUAGUAUAACAGUAACACACACACUGUUUAUUUCUUACUUUUUAUAUAAUCCUCCUAUUCAUGUACUGUAAUGUGUUUAAGUUGCAGCAUUAUAUUCCAAGUUUCACCAAUUUCAAGGUGUUUAAUAUGUUUAGUUAAUUCCCAUUAAGGUGUUUACUCUUCCUCUUGAACCUUGUGUAUAUCAGUGUGUAUGGCUUCUUUCACUUUUGUUGAGCAAUAUUGUAUAUAGGUUAUAGAUUAUAAAUCAAGAUAUUUCUAUCAGGAAGUGGAAUAACUUAUUUAUGAUAUUUAUUAUUUCUGUAUUUGCUUUUGUUGCUAUUUUUUGUUUUCUAUUACUAUCAAUAAAAUAAUAUUUACUAUUUUAACAUAAUACCAAACUGUAAUAAACGGUGUGAUUCCUUUCAUUAUAUUAUGAUUCUGUGGGUGCAAUAAUGAAGAAAAAGAAAGAAAGAAUUAUAAACAAUUACAAAUGUGUGAUGAAAGGGUUAGGUUUCGGAAAUUCAGUGACCAGUGAAGGGUAUUCGCUUUAUUUAUUUUUACACUAAAGGUGGAACUGAAUAUGAAUACAUUAUAGAAUGUGUUCUAAACAAUUACAACAUAGCAACACUAUGUACUAGCUUUGUAGUGGAUUAUGAGAGUGUGUCCAGCGAUCUUUUCUGAUAUUUCUGUAAUGUAAGAAACCCAAAUAUUAAGUAAAUCUGAAAAUGUUUUUUGUUGGCUAUUUUCUUCUCCUAGUUUAAAUGGUACACAUAUUCAUUUGAGAAGCUAUGUUUACUGCGGGGCUUUUCUCACUCACCUUGCUGUUUAUCUCAGAUUCUCUGUGAACCUCAAAGAGCAGUUUCUCCAGCUCCAUCACUCUGUCCUCCAGGUUCAGCACAUAGAGCUCCUCGCUCUGAGCUCCAGCGUGUCCUUUUGUCCAUCAGAAGAAUUCAGAAAACCUGAAGAGACAAUCUGCACCGAGUCUAAACGCAAAAGCACAAACGUCACUAACCUUGGGUGAGUGGUUGGAAUGAAAACCUGCACCCACACCAGCCCUUUCCGGAUACGAUUGGACACCCCUGCUCUACACUUAUUAGCCUGAGUUAGCAGACUCUACCUGAUUGGCCCAUAUAAAAUGUCAUUAAUUUCUGUCUUAUACUAUAGUACAGUAUUUCUUUCUUUUUUCAGUGAAGUCCGACUUGAAUCCACCCAGAACUCAUCUGAGCAAA
Molecule: messenger RNA, 2663 nt
Organism: Ictalurus furcatus (blue catfish)
Lineage: Eukaryota; Metazoa; Chordata; Actinopteri; Siluriformes; Ictaluridae
Product: CMRF35-like molecule 5
Exons: 7
Coding region: 84-1163 (359 amino acids)
Source: RefSeq, a predicted model, not a curated record